Molecule: messenger RNA, 386 nt
Organism: Pteronotus mesoamericanus
Lineage: Eukaryota; Metazoa; Chordata; Mammalia; Chiroptera; Mormoopidae
Product: dynein light chain roadblock-type 1-like
Exons: 2
Coding region: 1-348 (115 amino acids)
Biological process (GO): microtubule-based movement
Cellular component (GO): centrosome; cytoplasmic dynein complex; cytoplasm
Molecular function (GO): dynein intermediate chain binding
Source: RefSeq, a predicted model, not a curated record
AUGAUCUCUGAUUUCUACCCCGACCCCAUGAGACCUGAGCUACCCGAUUGGUCCGCUGUGGCAGAGGUGGAGGAGACACUGAAGCGACUUCAGAGCCAGAAAGGAGUGCAGGGAAUCAUCGUGGUGAACACGGAAGGGAUCCCCGUUAAGAGCACCAUGGACAAUCCCACCACCACACGGUACACCAGCCUCAUGCACAACUGCGUCCUGAAGGCCCGGAGCACUGUGCGUGAGAUUGACCCCCAGAAUGACCUCCCCUUCCUUCGAAUUUGCUCUAAGAAAAAUGAAAUUAUGGUUGCACCAGAUAAAGACUAUUUCCUGAUUGUGAUUCAGAAUCCAACUGAAUAAGCCGCACUCUUGGCUCCACACAUCAUUCCUUAACUUAA